GGAGGGCAACCACUGUCAGUAUAUAGAUGAAGAAAAAAGCUCAAAAAUUUGGAUAUCAUAUGAUAACCUACCACUCAAAUUCAUCAUGGACUUUCAUACCCACAAAGGAAAUUUUUUAUCACCUGAAUUUUCAAUAUUUGGGGUUAUCAUGACUACUUAUGCUCGGUGAACUGGUGAAGUAUCCAGAUUUAAUGACUUAUAUUAUUAUGAUUAUCAGAGGUUCUAUCGAACUAAUGCAUUGAUAAACUAUAAACUAAUAAAUGGUAAUGGGUUGAGUUGAAAAAAAAGGCAAAUCAGAGGGCUGGAUUGAUUAGGCUUGUGUUAGUUGUGUUGCACCUUCAGUUGAAGAUUCAAUUUAUGCAAGCUCAGUUCUGUUCAUCAAUGUGAACAUUUUCUUUCUGGUAAUGAAAAGGUUCCACUUCAUAUGAAAAUUUACAUAGAUAAAAAUGUUAUAGGGUUUCAGUUUAAUCACAAACUGGGGUUCCACUUCACAUACAAAAGUUUCUUUCCUCACAAUGUUUUCAUUACAGGAUCCCUCUUCAUGUUGAAAAAAAAGAAAAACAAAAUUCAAAUUAUUGAAAUUAUAUUUGUAUAGCUUCAUACUUUUGCUAAUUAGAUCAAUUUGAUCAAUUACAGUGAAGCUUUGAAGCUUUUGACGCUGCCCGACGCUUCAAUAUUCAAGCUUAUUCAUCAGCAGUAGCAAUACAACUUUAUGCCGGUGCGGGUAAUGAACUAACCUUGAUUCAUGAAAACUAUCAUAGUUAUACCAAUUACCAACUCAGUUGCUCAUUUUUAGUGAAAUGUUCGAAAAUUAUUAAAGAGUCAUUGUUACAAUGAAAAACCAUCUGUCAAGAAAUCAAGAUAUUUAGUGCUGUGAAAAAAUUCAAAUUGGAAUCCUUUACAUUGGGUUGUUCAUAGCCGUCUAACAAACGUAUCUUCGAGGAAGGAAAGCAAAGCAAAAAGCGAAACGAUUUUGUCAUCGAUCCAGUCGUUACCAUAUUCUUGUUGAAUUACGCAGCUGCAGCUCUCAAGUUUCCAAUUCUGCGACUAAAUUGUUUGAACGUUUGAGAGAUUUGCUGAUCGAAAAGUGUUUCAACAUUCAACUAUCAAGAUGUUUUCCAUUUGCAAAAGUAACGCACAUCUAUCGAAGCAGUUAUAUUAUUUCCACGGAGGUAACGCCAUAAAGAUAUUUCCCAAUUUCGGAGGUUGUAAUUACUUCUCAGAAAAAUCAUAUCACAUGCAAGAAACCGAAACAACUGUGAUUUCUAGCUCACAAGAUCAUAUUGAUUUUCCAAAGUUAGUUCAUUGUACUAAUUCCAAUGUGAAACAGGCAUUCCUUAGCUUGUCAAAUAACGCUAAUUUUUCCAAGAAAUUACGUUACAUGCACGCGGGAAGUAACGAAAAGAGAUACCCAUACUUCAGAAGACACGCUGAUUUCUCCAAGCAGCUAAACUUUACGAUUAAAGACGAAAACUUGGCCGAGGAAAUUGGUAAUUUGGUGGAAGAAUGGCUCUUGCGUUUCGAUUCUUUGGGCAGAAUGGAGGCAACUGGAAUUUCCUGCACGUUCACUAAUUUAUUGAAACUCAAUGUUUUCAGUACUGAAUGGAGUCCUGAAUAUCGCGAAAAUUUCAAACGGUUAAUCGUUAGAUUGACUGGAAAAGGAGACCAGUUAUUAGAUCCAAGUAGUCGAUUUUUUUCUAAAUUUAGUUCUCGGCAGAUUGAUAUUAUUUUGAACGCGUUUGCCAAAUGGAAUGUGUUGAAUAGCAAUGUAUGGGAAGGUCGUGUUCAAAUUAAUGACCGGAAAAUAGCCAAGAUUGAUUUAUUUAGAUCUGUAAUCAAUGGUUUGAUACGUCGAGGAACUUGGAUACUGGAGAAUGAAACAGCUGAUCGAUUUGAUCAUCUAAGUAUCACUAUUUGUCUAAGUGCUCUAUCGAAAUGGAAUAUUGACAAGCUUGAAGGGUCUAAGAAAUUCAUCGGUUGUUUAGUAAAACAAGGCAUUAAAGUUAUUCAUCAGUUCAAUUCUUUAGCUGUCACAAACAGCCUAAGUGCUUUGUCCUGUUGGAAUAUAAGUGAUUUCGAAGGUGCUAGAGAAUUCAUCGAACUGCUGCUUGAACGAGGAAGUUCAACGAGUGAUACAUUCACUUCUUCGAGUAUCGCCAGAACCUUGAACGCAAUGUCCAAAUGGAAGAUCGAAGAAUUUACAGGAGCCAAGAAGUUCGCGAUUCUCUUAAUGAAACGAGGAACUUUGGUGGCGAAUAACUUCAAUUCUGUGGAGAUGGCACUAAGUUGGAACGCACUGUCCAAAUGGAACAUCGAAGAGAUGCAAGACGCUAGAGGUUUUAUUGUUUCGUUGGUCAAGUAUGGAAACUCUAUCAUCGAUACGUUCAGUAACCAAAAUAUCACUAACAGUUUGAAUGCGUUUUGCAAAUGGAAUAUUUAUGAAUUACAAGGUUCCAAAGAGUUCAUUGUUCGAUUAAUAAAACGAGGAAGCUUAACAGCCUGUGGUUUUGAUCCUCAAGCAAUUGGUAAUAGUUUGAACGCGUUGUCAAAAUGGAAUAUUCGCGAGUUGGAAGGAAGUAAAUAUUUCAUCGAACAAUUGGUCACAAAUGGAAUUGUAACAGCUGAUACAUUCGACUCGUUGAAUAUUUCUAGCUCUUUAAAUGCUCUUUCCAAAUGGGACAUUGACGAAAUAGAAAGAACCAGAGAAUUUAUUGCUCGAUUGAUAAAACGCGGUCGUUUGUUAAUCAAUAGCUUCACUUCACGGCGUAUCGCCAACAGCUUGAACUCUCUCAGUAAAUGGAAUAUUGACGAAUUCGAAGGAGCCAGAGAGUUUAUCAUUGAACUUUUGAAGCAUGGAAAUUCCUCAAUUGACGAAUUCAAUGCUCAAGCGACUGCUAAUAUUCUGAAUGCUCUGUCAAAGUGGGAAAUCGACGAGCUCGAAGGAACUAGAGAAUUCAUCGUUCGUUUAAUUAAACAUGGAAGUUCAACGAUCACCGGAUUUGAUGGCCAGAAUGUCAGUAAUUGCUUAAAUGCCCUCUCCAAAUGGAACGUCGAGGAAUUGGAAGGGGCUAUGGAAUUUAUUGCAGAACUGGUCAAACAAGGGAAUUCAAUUUCCGGUGAAUUCAAUUCGCAAACAGUUGUUAAUAGCUUGAAUGCCCUAAGUAAGUGGAAUAUUGUUGGGAUACAAGCAGCUCGAGAUUUUAUCGUCAAUUCUGUAACUCGUGGAAGUGCUAUCGUUGAUAAAUUUAGUCCUCAAGAAAUUUCCGUCGGUUUAAACUCUGUGUGUAAAUUCAACAUUUUUGAUAGCGAGAAAUGGAACGAUAAUCAGUUGAAAAACUUCAAAUAUUUCGUUAUCAAACUUGCUGAAAAAGGCACCGAAAUAUGCAGUGUGUUUACUUCUAGAAGCGUCGCUGAAAUAUUCGAUGCUUUUUCAAUACUGGACAUUCUGAGUAAAGAAAAAUGGACACCAGAUGAACGGAACUUGUUGAAGAAUUUCCUGGUCAGUCUUUUUAGUCUAGAUGCUUCGUGUAAAAAUUACACUCUCGUGGAGAUUUCAAUGAUAUAUAGAGCGAUAUCUGAUUGGAAUAUUCUUCAAGAUGAUGAAUUUGACUCGAAACAAGUUGAUCAGUUCAAAUAUUUCGUUAAUAAACUGACAAAUCGACUUCUCACCCUUGGAAAUGAACAGAAUUCGAAGGAACCUGACGUUAAUAUCAAAUUUGCCGUUCAGAUUAUCAAAGAUUUGCCUGAGCUCAAGUCUAAAAAUCAUAUUCUGUUUGAUAAUCGGUUACUGGUUUCGUUGAUGAGUUGCUUGAGUAGUAAUUUGGAGAAAUGCGGAUCUUCUCAUCUGAAGGAAGAUUUGAUUCAAACCAGUAUUUUGACUGGUUUGCUUGAUCUUUUAAAAAUUGUCAGUGAAUUGGAAGAUAGACAUGGUUUGGAAGGAGCAUUUGACGAGAGUUUGUCUAAAAUAUACAAUAAGGUGGUUGAGAUUGAUUUGAAUCAUAUUAAUGAAAUAGAAGCAUUAAUUUACGAAUUUAAUAAUUUACGUGUAAUUCGAGAUAUGCAGUUUUUGUCUGGGUGAAUUAAUGAAUUAUCGUUUUUGCUGUGAUAACAUAGGUUUGAAAAUUUCUUCAUUUAAACGUUUCAUUUUUUGAUUUCAGAGGAAUUGCUAUUUAAAAUAAUUGACGUAUCAAACACAUCUGAAAUGUACAAAAUUGAAAUAUUUUUUUCUGUUCUAUUCAAAUUGUUUUCAAUUGCCUGUGUUUUAUUUUUAUAGUGUACCUACUUUGUAAGUAUGUUUUCUUAACUUCCUGUUUUGUUAUUAUUCAACUGUUCGUCUUGUUGUAUUUAUUGUUGUUGUUGUUGUUUAUUAUUAGCAUUUUCCGGAUGUAAUUUUCAAUAAAUCGAUUGAAAUUGGAA
This is a messenger RNA of Planococcus citri (citrus mealybug), 4416 nucleotides long. RefSeq lists its product as uncharacterized. Bases 1112 to 4078 code for a protein of 988 amino acids. The record is from RefSeq and is a predicted model, not a curated record. NCBI's taxonomy places the organism in Eukaryota, Metazoa, Arthropoda, Insecta, Hemiptera, Pseudococcidae. Gene Ontology annotation, cellular component: ribonucleoprotein granule; mitochondrial matrix. The transcript has 3 exons. Gene Ontology annotation, molecular function: RNA binding. Gene Ontology annotation, biological process: regulation of mitochondrial mRNA stability; mitochondrial RNA processing; chloroplast rRNA processing.